Molecule: messenger RNA, 510 nt
Organism: Laetiporus sulphureus 93-53
Lineage: Eukaryota; Fungi; Basidiomycota; Agaricomycetes; Polyporales; Laetiporaceae
Exons: 2
Coding region: 15-230 (71 amino acids)
Source: RefSeq, a predicted model, not a curated record
AUUGCCCAACAAACAUGGCAUCGAGGAUGCGACUUCCUCGGGGCAAGAGACCAAGCUAUUUGCGAGUUCGAAGCCGCAGACUAUGGCCCAUGUUCAUGUCAAUGAACAAUCGCUCGUUGUCGCCUUGUCUGCUAAUGGGCAUUCAGUGCAAAGACAUUGCUAUGAUCGGCGUGCGGGCAGACGUGCCAGGCGUGCCCCGCGCUGGAGCAAUCGCGAAGCCGUUUUCCUGAAUCAAGGGUCCGAGUGUCUUUCGUCGUGUCUUAAUCACAGCUUUACUCCCUCCCCCUCAAUCUCUCCAUCCAUACAGCACUAUCUUUCGAGUAACAAGCGACCACGAUUGAAACAGGCGAAUGGGAGGGCGUAGAGCGCAGCAUGACGAAUGGAAGAGAGGGGUUCGGAAAGAUUGAAUAGUGCCAGUGAGGACUUCGGACUCAAUCAUCUUUAUAUGUUGUGAUGCAAUCCGACGCUUUGAAUAAUGCGAGAUCCGCUUCGUUGUCAAUUGCAUGGUCA